Molecule: messenger RNA, 732 nt
Organism: Phaeoacremonium minimum UCRPA7
Lineage: Eukaryota; Fungi; Ascomycota; Sordariomycetes; Togniniales; Togniniaceae
Exons: 2
Coding region: 1-732 (243 amino acids)
Biological process (GO): GPI anchor biosynthetic process
Cellular component (GO): endoplasmic reticulum membrane; mannosyltransferase complex
Molecular function (GO): mannosyltransferase activity
Source: RefSeq, a predicted model, not a curated record
AUGGCUUUAUGGCAUUAUGCCCUCUUGUUUGCUGGCUUCCAGCAAGUUCUAGCAAACACAGAGAAGGCAAUCUUUCUUGGUCCGCAAACCGUAAACAUCCCAUCAGCGAAACCUAAUCUAGAUGAUCUACACAUUGACAUCCUGACGCCGAGCAACUGGUCUAUAAGAACUCACAUCGAGGCAGAGUUCCCAAGUGAGUCAAAGCAAGCUGGCAAGUCAACAUGGUUGCUUCUAGACAAUCUCACCGAGGGCCAACGCUACGAGCUCCGCGUCUGCUGGGCUGCAACACAACCAACAGCUUUCGUCAUCAACACAUAUGAGCUGCCAGCCGUCUUUGAGGACCCCGAGCUAAUCUCCUCGCUGUUCGAGUACUCGAUGUCUCGGCAGCCGGAGCUUGACUCUGACGAUGAGCAGAAGCCUCGCGUCCAUGAGCAGGCCGCCGAUGAAGAGGGCGAGAGGCAUGCGUCCGUCCUCUUUCUCCAGAUCCUGGCCGCAGCGGACUACUUCACGGCCAACAAGACGUUGAUGAGCCAGGUUCCUCCCGUGUUUGUAGACAUCAUUCUCGAUCCGUAUGUCUACAACGUUCUGCCAAGGUCACUCAUUCCCACAAUUGGCUACAUCGUGGUCGUGGCAGUCGUGUCGUUCUUCCUCGCAAAGCGGAUCGUCUCCUGGAUCCGGGGCUAUGUAGCACAUCCAGUGGAUCCAGACAACAAGACCAAGAAGGAGCAAUGA